Sinocyclocheilus anshuiensis is the source of this 244-nucleotide messenger RNA. RefSeq names its product Friend leukemia integration 1 transcription factor-like. The record is from RefSeq and is a predicted model, not a curated record. NCBI's taxonomy places the organism in Eukaryota, Metazoa, Chordata, Actinopteri, Cypriniformes, Cyprinidae. The transcript is spliced from 2 exons. The annotation marks the transcript as partial.
GCGCUGUCUGUGGUGAGUGAAGACCAGUCUCUGUUUGAGCCUCCGUACGCUGCUGCUGCUCCCUUACCCAAGACAGACAUGACUGCGUCCGGCGCACAGGACUACGGUCAGCCUCACAAGAUCAACCCUAUCCCCCCUCAGCAGGAGUGGAUCAACCAGCCCGGCCGGGUUCAUGUCAAACGAGAAUAUGACCAUAUCAAUGGAUCCAGCAGAGAGUCCCCGGUGGACUGUAGUGUGGGUAAAU